AUGAUCCCGGCAAAAUUAUCCGGACAGCAAAAGAAUCGCCGUCAUCUCUUCACUUCCCUCUUCUUGGUGGACUUUCCCUUUCGCCGCUUCCGUCUCUUCCCCAUUUUCACAUUCCAUCCAACCUUCAUCAUGAGGACGUCGACCUUGAUUGCCGCUACUGCCGGCACAAUCGUCACCGGCCUUCUGGCCUACGCCGUCUACUUUGACCACAAGAGACAGACCGACCCAGAGUUCCGCAAAGCUCUCAAGAGGAACAACCGCCGCAUGGCAAGGGCUGUCAAGGAGGAGGCUGAGGCCCAGGGUGCCAUGCAGCGCGAGGUCAUCAAGAAGGUUGUGCAGCAGGCCAAGGACGAGGGUUUCCCCACGGACCUGGAGGAGAAGGAGGCCUACUUCAUGAGCCAGGUUGCUCAGGGAGAGUCUCUUGUUGCCGAAGAACCCAUUGAGGCUGCCCUGUGCUUCUACAAGGCCCUCAAGGUCUACCCCCAGCCUAAGGACCUGAUCUCCAUCUACGACAAGACCGUGCCCAAGGAGGUGCUCGAGAUCCUGGCCGAGAUGGUCGCUCUGGACUCCGGCCUGAAGCUCGGCUCGUUCACCGGCGAGAGCGCCGCCCCGGAGAGCCACGGAGUCGAGUAA
Aspergillus piperis CBS 112811 is the source of this 633-nucleotide messenger RNA. RefSeq names its product TOM complex receptor protein TOM20. Gene Ontology annotation, biological process: protein import into mitochondrial matrix; tRNA import into mitochondrion; protein targeting. Gene Ontology annotation, molecular function: transmembrane protein transporter activity. NCBI's taxonomy places the organism in Eukaryota, Fungi, Ascomycota, Eurotiomycetes, Eurotiales, Aspergillaceae. Gene Ontology annotation, cellular component: mitochondrial outer membrane translocase complex; mitochondrial outer membrane. The transcript has 4 exons. Bases 1 to 633 code for a protein of 210 amino acids. The record is from RefSeq and is a predicted model, not a curated record.